Messenger RNA from Papaver somniferum (opium poppy), 2458 nucleotides. Its product is annotated as hydroxypyruvate reductase-like. Gene Ontology annotation, molecular function: phosphoglycerate dehydrogenase activity; NAD binding. The transcript is spliced from 11 exons. The coding region runs from base 124 to 1281 and encodes 385 amino acids. The record is from RefSeq and is a predicted model, not a curated record. NCBI's taxonomy places the organism in Eukaryota, Viridiplantae, Streptophyta, Magnoliopsida, Ranunculales, Papaveraceae.
CUGUUUUAUCAAGUCCGGUGAGCUGCCUUCUAAUCCCGAGUCCGGGUUUGCUUACUUAUCGCCGAUUCCACAGGUGUCUGACUAACCAGUCCAGAGUCAUCAUUCGUAACCGUUCAACUCCGAAUGCUUCUCAGAGUUUUAUCUACCAAACAAAAGUUUGGUAGUUCAAAUCUCCCUAACAUCGCCAUUGUCGCUGCUCGUUUCCUUCACAGCACAGGUUUCUCAGGGAAGGGCAAGAUAAUGGUUGAGAAUACUAACAACCAUGUCACGCGUGUGCUAUUUUGUGGGCCUUAUUUUCCCGCUUCUCACAACUAUACAAGGGAAUAUUUGCAGAAGUAUCCAUUUAUUCAGGUUGAUGAUGUCCCCCUUGAUGAUGUGCCAAACGUUAUUGAUAAAUAUCACAUUUGUGUUGUGAAAAAUCGACGCAUAGAUUCAAAUGAUAUUGCUCGUGCAACUCAGAUGAAGCUUAUAAUGCAAUUUGGGGUUGGCUUGGAAGGAGUUGAUGUUAAGGCUGCUACUGAUCAUGGAAUUAAAGUUGCUAGGAUUCCUGGCAAUGUUACUGGAAAUUCAGCAUCAUGUGCAGAAAUGGCCAUAUAUCUGAUGUUAGGUCUCCUGCGGCAACAAAAGGAGAUGGAAAAUGUCGUGAAACAGAAAAGGUUAGGGGAGCCUGCUGCAGAUACCCUUUUUGGAAAAACAGUCUUCAUUAUGGGAUUUGGAAAUAUCGGGAAUGACUUGGCUAACCGCUUGCGACCAUUUGGUGUUAAAAUCCUUGCAACAAAGCGAAGUUGGCAAGUAAAAUCUCGAGAUUCUUCUCUAUCAAACGGUUCCCCGGCUUUGGGUAUGGAACACGAUGACAUUGGAGGUCUGGUUGAUAAGAAGGGUGGUCCAGAAGAUCUAUAUGAUUUUGCCCAGGAGGCCGACAUAGUUGUGACUUGCUUGCUUAUGAACAGUGAAACAGCUGGCAUAGUGGACAAGAAAUUCGUUUCCGCAAUGAAAAAGGGUGCUAUGUUGGUUAAUAUUGCUCGAGGUGGUCUCCUGGAUUAUGAUGCUGUUAAGUCCCACCUUGAGUCAGGUCACUUGGGUGGCCUUGGCAUUGAUGUUGCAUGGACUGAGCCCUUCGAUCCAGAUGAUCCGAUUUUGAAGCUUCAAAAUGUUCUAAUCACCCCCCAUGUUGCUGGAGUAACGGAAUAUUCGUACAGAGCUAUGGCUAAGGUUGUUGGCAAUACUGCACUUGAACUUCAUGCGGGAACUCCAUUGACAGGAGUGGAGUUUGUGAACUGAAUGAUUAACAAGCAGACCAAUGGACCCUGAAUGCAACCCUAUUUAAACUUAGAAAUGUAUUAAAAUUGGACCAUUAUUGUGUUCUCUCUCUGUCUCCAAAUCCUAGGUCGGCCAAAUCAGCAUUUGAUGCUUACGUUUUCAAUUCCUUGUUAGACUAUUUUGAAUACCUAACUUUCUAUUCAUUCAUUUCACACCACCCAAAGUCCCACCCACACAUUGUACAAGUGGGUCCCACAUCCAAAACCCACCAUCUCUAUUCUCUAUAACUACUUCAAGACCUCAACCAAUACAAGGUAGUAGCACUGAGGGGUCUAUAUUUACCCUCCCCACAUCCACUUCUACUACAUUUUCUGCAUUAAAACUUUUGAAUUAGGUAGAUAGACAAGGAGCUUACAGAGAAAGAGAUAUGAAUAAGUACUCAAAGAUCAGAGUUGUUAGGACCACUAAAUCAAGAUCAGUAGAUUUUUCAGAUCUUAUUUCUCCAUAUCAAAAUCCUAAGCCUACUACAAACACAAUUCAGCCUGAAUUCAACUGCAAAGCUCAACAGACAAGAACACAAGGUAACACAAACAGCAACAGAAACAAGGUUCUUGAUUCCACUUCAAAGAAGCAGCAGCAACAACAGCAUGAAAGUGAUGUUGAUCUUGAUGGCGAGCAAUUUGGUGUUAUUUUGAGUAGAAACUACUCAGUUUCUUCAUUUUCAAGUUCAAAAACUCAAAACUUUGGGAUUACAUCAGAGUAUGAUAAGAAACCCACAAUUCAGUGUGCAGUGAGAAGGGUUUUCUCAAUGAGAAAAUCUUCAGCAGUUGCAGAAGAUUAUUGUAGAAUUCAUGACCAAUUUGAUCCAAUUACAUCACCCAUUGCUAAUGGAGAUGAUGAUAUUCAUCAAUUUCAUAAUUAUCACACUGGAUCCAAGAAGAAAAAGAAGAACAAUAAGAGCAAGAUCCUAAAAGUAUGUAAGAGUUUUUUAGGACUUUAAUCCCUUGAUUUCUUUUGUUAUUAUUAGUAUACAUAUAUAAUGAUUUAAGUAUUUUGUACUUUGUCAUUGGUGAUGCUUUUAAGGUGAAGUUUAUGAGUUCACAAGUGGAUUAUCAAAAGCAUUAGGUAGUCAUUAGGCUCAUUACAAUUAAUAGUUAUAAUAAUUGUGGUAAAACUUUUUGUAAAAUUAAAGGUUUUU